Lindgomyces ingoldianus is the source of this 2547-nucleotide messenger RNA. Its product is annotated as kinase-like protein. The transcript is spliced from 8 exons. Gene Ontology annotation, cellular component: cytoplasm; nucleus. Gene Ontology annotation, biological process: protein phosphorylation; mitotic DNA damage checkpoint signaling. Bases 1 to 2547 code for a protein of 848 amino acids. Lineage: Eukaryota; Fungi; Ascomycota; Dothideomycetes; Pleosporales; Lindgomycetaceae. The record is from RefSeq and is a predicted model, not a curated record. Gene Ontology annotation, molecular function: protein serine/threonine kinase activity; ATP binding.
AUGCGAAAUAAGUGGGUAAGUCUUGGCAACAUAGACUAUUGUGAGAUGCAUACGACCAUGGUGACGACGCAUCUGACUAUUGUUAGGCGAAGAAGCAAGUGCGAGCUAAAGCGGACUGGGCAUAACGCGCGAAUGUUUAAGGAAGAAGCCGUACUGUACUAUACAGUGCCAGAGCAGGUUGUUAUGGGCCAUAAUAGAGUGCGUUGUGGUGUGGUCUUGGCAAAAGUGAGCGACUUGGAUUUUUGCUUAUUGAAAACCACGCUGCACCUGGAAUCCCUCCUCUCCGGCCCUCUUCACUCUUUUCAUGUUCUCCCACCGAGUGCAACAUCUUCCGACAGAUAUUUAACCCCGAUUACGAGACGAACAACCAUGGCUGAGCCAUGUUCGCUGGACUACUCCAAGCUGCAGGAUCUGUACGACGCAUAUGAAAUCCAUAACGGACGCAACUUCACUAAGAUAAGCGGCCAUCACUUAGAUGUAUUCCUGUUGCGAUUCCUCUCACCACAUCUACGGUACAAGAAUGGUCAACUCCUCGCCCCAAAAGCAACGUACAGGACGCAAUACCUACGCACGCUUGACCCUGAGCACCUUGGCUUCCUCCUCGGCGAUACUUUGCAUGUGCUCUUUCACAAGUUUGGUGCCGAACAUUUGAGCACAUCCUCUACGGUCCAGUCCUUCGCAAAAACGGCUGAGACCUACAAACUUCUCGUGGAUCUUCCGGGAAAAGACUUCUUCUCUCUACUCGUCGAGAUCGCCUACGAAUAUCACGACAGAUAUAGAGAUCAAAAGACAUAUCGCAAAUAUCUACCGAUAGUUUGCACAGAUUCAUUCCUAGACGCAGCAACUAACUGCCUCACAUACGAUCUCGAGUCGCUGCUUCCAUACAAUGAGGCAUUUGUUCUCAAAGGGCUUUUCCGCAGAGCUUUUGGUACACGCCAGUCCUCCAAUUACUCCACCAUGAAACCAGAUGCCCGAAUCGACCGCCUUUUUCCAGACACUUCCCCAAUCAUGCAGCGACUUACCACGCUCCUUACGAAGCAUGCAGCACGGGAGAAAUCACACCCUAUGCUCGAAUCAAUAUUAGAAGACGAAGCUAGAAAAAUAUUCGAUGGGGGUUAUCUUGACAGUAAAUCCAUUCCAUACAAGACUAAGAGAAUGAGCGAUACCUCCGACCUCUCUAGCGAGCGCUCCUUUAUCACGGCACCAUCGGGGGGAUUCUCGAGCCAACGUUCAUUUAUUACAACAUUCUCGCAUGGACUCUCAAGCCGGCACUCCUUCAUUACCACGUUAUCGCAAUUCUCCGCCCGUACCCCGCGAUCCAAUGCAAGGGACAGUAUUGAUACGUUUCUCUCACUUGGAACCAAUACAACAACAGAUCGAAAUCCUGUCAUGAGAGGAGCAUACCACAAAAUGUUACAAGACCGCAAUAUUAUUCCGGAACGAUUGGUGGAGAUAGAUUGGUCUGGACGAGGACAACACGCAGAGUAUCAGUCUGGGGAAGAAGACAAAAUCCCCCUAGUGGUUGGGAAGGUUCUAGGGUUGACUGCGAAAGCGAUUGUCGAGAGCGUGCAAUGUAUGCGUGUGCGGCUAGUGAGGAAGACUGUAGGGUGGCCAAAGCGGAAUCAGCUUGAGCGCGAGCAAGCCGUCCAGGAAGUCCAACAUCUAUACCGCGUGCAGCAUGCCCACAUCGUCCGCCUAGUUGGUACCUACAUCUUCGAGGAUAACCUCGCCAUCCUCACGUACCCAUGCGCAGAUUGGAACCUCGAAACAUUCAUGCAAAUGACUUCUACUGGAGACGAUUUUUACAGAGAAAGGCAUGACGCCCUUGUCCAGUUUUUCGCAUGCCUUGCUCAAGCGCUAGAUUUCAUGCAUUCAUUCCCGCUCAAACACAUGGACAUCAAGCCUCAGAACCUCCUAGUGCGAAAUAUUCAACAUUCUUCAGUAAAUGGCUCGGAUAUGUACAAAAUCUACUACACAGACUUUGGGAUUUCUCGAUCAUACCCAACCGCUGCAGAGAGUGAGACGGAAAGCUGGACAUCCUUUACAAGAACUUAUGCGGCUCGAGAGGUAAUACUUCAAGAAAGGCGUGGGCUUCCAGCAGACAUGUUCUCCCUUGGUUGCGUGUACGCUGAGAUGCUUGCGACUAUUCUCGACGAAUUAGCGUACUCGGAAUCUGCGCAAGUACAUUGGAAAGAACUUCAAUCCGCUAGAGGAAGGACUGAAACCGGAUUUCGAGCGUACUAUUCCGUUGUUGACAACGUUCGAGCUUGGUUACAAGCCCAAGUUUUCCUACAGCUAGAGCUUGCGGUAGUACGAGACUGGACAAUACAAAUGCUCGAUAAUGAUCCAGGGAAACGGCCCACAGCACGCCAAAUUGCAGAGGAUCCCUGCUUACCUAUCGCAUGCUUGAGCUGUGCGCUGAAAAGUGGACCCGAGGAUUUCGAAGCUGUAGAACCGCCCGCACAAUUUAUACGGAUUGAGGACCCCAUGUGCAAGGAUGCUUUCAUUCGCCUAGAGAAGCCCAUACAUGACCAGGUUGCUGGCUAG